AUGGCGUUGGCGGCGGAGUAAGUAAACGUCCGCUUGAUUUCGUCUGAUCAGGCAGUGUUUCACAACAUUUUUUUCGUCUGGUUUUUCGAAUUACCAGGGGCUAGCUCCAUUGCGCUGAUAUUGCACGUCUUUCCUGUUUGAUGAUGUUCUUGUCUCAGGGGCGUGAAUGAGGUCUUGCCUCCGAGUUUGGAUUCCACUGCCGACCCACCUGCGCUGUUCGAUGGGACAACCAGGUAUGGGGGACCCCUUUUGUUUUCUCUUAAUCUCCUUUUUCUCAUUUCAUCUUGUUUAGAUAUUUAUCCAUGUGAUAUUCUCCAUAUGAGGGGGAAUGAACAGAGAUCCUGGCUGUAAUCUGUCAGUGUAAUAUGCAAUAGCCAUGUCUAAUGAUCAUAUUAUUCCAUUUCCCUGAGGGCCAGGAUCUGAAUAUCGCGUCAUGAUAUUGAUCUCAUCAGCCAGUACUAAGUUGCCAUUGUCGACCACAACCUCCAAUAUCUUUCUGCUUUAGGAAUGAUUUGAAUUUAUCUUACAGCAUGCAAAAGCAUGAAAGAUUAUUUAUUAGGCCCACGAUUUCUGUUUCUGGAACGGGUUCUCUGUGUUGUAGGCUCGAUUGAUCGAUCGUUGACUGAUCCAUUUUUUUCUCCUUUUAUCUGAAGGCUGUACAUUUCUUACAUUUGCCCAUUUGCACAACGCACGUGGAUUGCCAGGAAUUACAAGGUAAUCUUCGACAUGUCAUGUCUGAUAUUUCUACGCGCCUUCCUUCAUAGAGUAACUUAGUAACUUAGCAUCUUUGCUAUGCUGGCAUGGACCCCCUUGUGAGAGCAGGGGCUGCAGGAAAAGAUACAGCUGGUCGCCAUUGCUCUGCAGAACAGGCCCGCUUGGUACAAGGAGAAGGUUUACCCUGGCAACAAGGUGAGAGCAUGUGAACUUUGUAGUUUUCUACCAGUUUUCAUCUUGUAGGAUGCGAGAAAUUCCUGUAAUUUAUUAUAUGUAAACAGUGCAGAUUUUUUAUUUUUUUCCCCGUUGACUUUUUCUUCUUGUUUUUAUCUCUAAAGUGCUUUCAGGAACUUUUUUGUCAUUCCUGCAAAUAUUUUCAGAUUCAGUUUGGGAAUUAUUUAAUCCCAAUGGUGCUGGUAUUUAAUGGUUUAAUCUCCACAGGUCCCAUCUUUGGAGCACAAUAAUAAAGUCACAGGCGAGAGUCUUGAUCUGCUCAAGUAUAUCGAAGCCCAUUUUGAUGGCCCUUCACUACUCCCAGAGGUAUGAGGGAUCUGAAUUAUCUUUUUCGAGUUCUAAGAGUGUGUGUGUGUGUGUGACCCAUGUUUUUGGAACAUGUAGGACUCGGAGAAACAGCAGUUUGCCGAGGAGCUGCUUUCAUACAGUGACGAGUUCAACUCGGCUUCUUUCAAGGGAUUCGGCUCUAGUGGAGAUUUGGGGAAGGAAAUUGGUGAGAUGAGUUGCAAUGUUUGCGCUCUUCUCGAGGCCUCUUUGGCUAAUUCGCUAGAUAAUCACUGGCAUUCCUACCUGCAUCAGGGCCUGGUUAUGACAAGCUAGAAGAGGCGCUCUCAAAGUUUGAUGAUGGACCUUUUUUCCUCGGCCAAUUCAGUCUGGUAAGAAAUCAGACCUAGGCGAAAAAAAUAUGCUUUCAACUCGCAUAGAUUUUUCAUAAGAAAAAAAUGUUUAUUUUAUUCUAUCAUGUCGAUGUUUUGACUACAAUAUUGACCAUAAAUUUGGUAAAUUUACGAAAUUUAGUACAGCUGAAGGAAGAGCAAGUGUCUUUUUUUUAUCAUAUGUGGGUUUGCAGAUCGAUCAAUGAAACAAUUGCUAUUAGUGGAUAUGGCCAUAAUCUGGAUGCCAUUUUUCUUGACAAUGUCCACCAUCUUUAAGACCCACCCAUGAAUGCUCUCAGUAAAGUAUCCAUCAUGAACUCGUAUACUCAUUGCUCUGGUGGAGUAAAGUUUGCUUGUAGAUCCCAAUGAAGAAUCCAAAUGUUUCGGGCUAAUCGCCUUGCAGGGUGCAGAUCUAAUGAAGUACUGAGUGUUCAUGGACAUCUUAAAGAAGUAACCUUGUCAAAAGGUAUUAUGAGGAGUAUUAGAGGUGGAAGCCCUGGUAUUAGGAUGCAGAUGUGCCUUUAGCGAUGUUAACCUGUCUGAUAUGAGCAGGGAAAGUGGGAUUCUUUCUUAAUUAUCUUAGAGAGAUGUUUCUGAGGACAUUUUUCAUAUUUUAACCCAGGAUUCCUUGUUAUAUCCUACUUGGGCUGUUUUCUCAUGUGCCAAAGUAGAUUAAAUAUCUUAUUUAUCUUAUUUAUCCUAAAAGUAUCUAUCAUGCAGGUGGAUAUAGCAUAUGCUCCGUUCAUCGAACGGUUCCAACCUUUCUUUGCCGAAGUAAAAAACUAUGACAUCACUAAAGGAAGGCCAAAGCUCACAUUGUGGAUUGAGGUGAGAGAAAUCUCGAUAUUCUUGAACGUAUUAUGCAUAAAAAAUUAUUGUUUUUUAAAAAAAAAUCUGGGAAGCUCCUUUUUUUAAUCAUUUUUUAUCCUUUUUUUAAUCCUUUUUUUGUGUGUAUAUCCAAGUACAAAAACCUGAUAGAAUGUCUGAUCAGAUGUGUUGAUGUUUCAUAUGCUUUCACCAUUAUUAAUGGAUUGCUGGUGACAUUUUCCUAAAAAUAUCAUUCAUGCAGGAGCUGAACAAGCUUGAGCCCUACAAGCAGACCAAGCAAGAUCCUCAAGAGCUGCUUGGAGCGAUCAAGAAGAGAUAUGGGGUAAUGUCAUGUUAUUUGAUGAUUCACAACACGUUUAUGGAUGUUGAACAGCAUGAACUCAUCCCACUUUUUAAAUUCAUUUAUCUUCUUACUAAUUGCUUGCAGAUUGCUUGA
Molecule: messenger RNA, 2868 nt
Organism: Spirodela intermedia
Lineage: Eukaryota; Viridiplantae; Streptophyta; Magnoliopsida; Alismatales; Araceae
Source: the annotation of a GenBank genome assembly